This is a messenger RNA of Onychostoma macrolepis, 3435 nucleotides long. RefSeq lists its product as uncharacterized. The record is from RefSeq and is a predicted model, not a curated record. Bases 823 to 1752 code for a protein of 309 amino acids. The transcript is spliced from 2 exons. Lineage: Eukaryota; Metazoa; Chordata; Actinopteri; Cypriniformes; Cyprinidae.
UCAACAGUAAAACAGGAGAAAGUAGUAAAUUAUUACUAUAUUACUGUGCCAUAGUAAAAUACAUGUACCUAUUUUUUUUAUCAGUUGACCAGCUAUCUGCCCAAUCAGGUAUCUAGGUGACAGUUUAUAGUUCUUGAGAGUAUGUACCUCUCAUUGCAUGGCACAGCGCACAGACCUGCCCCUCACUGACUGCACCUGUACUGUCUGCCGGCGGCCCUUUGAGCGCGCGAUCAGAAAAAAAAGACGCAAUCUGGCCGACCAUCAGCAACGCGAUGCCUCUCCUAUGGACACUAAGACCACGUCCACCCCUGCCACCCCCAUCCCCGUUGGGCAAGGCUCGAAAUUAUCACUUGAUGGUGCUAUGUGAACACUCUCGCCAUUUACGGCGGCGCCAUUGCGCAUGCAAAGAUGUACCAGGAGAUGCGCGAUCAUUAGAUGGCCGAUCGUCAUUUCCAAAGGCAAAUAUUCCCCUUCAGAGUCAGAAUAGGCGAAUAACAUUUGCAACACGUCCUCACAGUACAACUUUUUAUUAGCCAUUUGGCGAUUUUCUCUCACAAAUCUCACAAUUUACUCAGACGCUAAGAACUGAACUGCUUCCGCAUCAAUGACACGAUAGCUCACUUGCUCUGCUAUUUCCUCGAACAAUUUUGGUCUAGAAUCGAAGUACUACAUGUCUGCCAUCUAGUGGUAGGGAAUACAAAUCAGAUACUACACCAUAUUAGGAACUACAGUCUGUUUAAUGAAGUAUGAUGUCUUGUCGCAAUUUUGCGACUUUGGCGCUUAGAGGGUUAAUUACAGUAAGUUAAGUCUAAGUGGACGUCCAUGACAUGCAGAGUCCCACAAGGCUCAAUUCUUGCACCGCUCUUGUUUAGCCUGUAUAUGCUCCCACUAAGUCAAAUAAUGAGAAGGAACCAAAUUGCCUAUCACAGCUAUGCUGAUGAUACGCAGAUUUACCUAGCCUUAUCUCCAAAUGACUACAGCCCCAUUGACUCCCUCUGCCAAUGCACUGAUGAAAUAAACUGUUGGAUGUCCCAGAACUUUCUUCAGUUAAAUAAGGAGAAAACUGAAGUCAUUGCAUUUGGAAACAAAGAUGAAGUUCUCAAGGUGAAUGCAUACCUCGACUCUAGGGGUCAAUCAACUAAAAACCAAGUCAAAAAUCUUGGGGUGUUUCUGGAGACAGACCUUAGUUUUAGUAGUCAUGUCAAAGCAGUAACUAAAUCAGCAUACUAUCAUCUCAAAAACAUUGCAAGAAUUAGAUGUUUUGUUUCCAGUCAAGACUUGGAGAAACUGGUUCAUGCCUUUAUCACCAGCAGGGUGGAUUAUUGUAAUGGUCUCCUCACCGGCCUUCCAAAGAAGACCAUUAGACAGCUGCAGCUCAUCCAGAACACUGCUGCCAGGAUUCUGACUAGAACCAGAAAAUUUGAGCAUAUUACACCAGUCCUCAGGUCCUUACACUGGCUUCCGGUUACAUUUAGGAUUGAUUUUAAAGUACUUUUACUCGUUUAUAAAUCUCUAAAUGGCCUAGGACCUAAAUACAUUGCAGAUAUGCUCACUGAAUAUAAACCUAACAGACCACUCAGAUCAUUAGGAUCGAGUCAGUUAGAAAUACCAAGGGUUCACACAAAACAAGGGGAGUCUGCUUUUAGCUAUUAUGCUGCCCGCAGUUGGAACCAGCUUCCAGAAGAGAUCAGAAGAGCCACUUUUAAAUCCAGACUCAAAACUCAUCUGUUUAGCUGUGCAUUUGUUGAAUGAGCACUGUGCUACGUCCGAACUGAUUGCACUAUGUAUAAUCACUUUCUAUUCUUAAAUGUUUUAAAUUCUUUUAAAAUCAAUUUUUAAAUCACUUUGUUUUUAUUGUUGUGAUUUUUAUUAUUUUUAAUAAUGACUAUUUCACUUCCUUUUAUGUAAAGCACUUUGAAUUACCAUUGUGUAUGAAAUGUGCUAUAUAAAUAAACUUGCCUUGCCUUGCCUAAGUUUUAGUAAUUAGUUAAUUUACAACCCUUCAGAUAUUGCACAGAGAACUGCCAGAGGCCUGUCUGUGGCCUUCGAUACAGUAAAUACAUAGUAUAAAACUAACAAAAUAUAUGAAUUAUCCUAAGCAAAUGUCACACGUGCCCUGUUAUGUAUGUGAACUUUUAUGUUUCUUCCUGUCUGGUGUCUUUGUAGUCAGUUUGUAGUUCUUUUGGCUUCCCUCAAUUCUCCCUGAUUGUCUCCAGGGUUAUUAAUGAAUUCUGCACAUGGAUCUUACUCUCCCUCAUGUCUGAAGCUCAUCUACAUUACAUGAAAUAAGUGACACACAGCCCAGGCAGAAGUGCAGCCAAUAAAAUCCCAAGUACGUCCGUCAUGACCUCAGAAAUAAGAAUAAAGCAUUUUAUGUCAGCAUAUGACGAAAUUACUUUGUUUUAUGAUAGAAAAAUGAGCCCGGUCUCAUGAAAAUGCGUAUAAAUGGUACGAACGUGUUUGGCGUGCAUAUAAAACGUUUUCGCAUGCAUAUGAUAGCAAAUUUGUUGGCGUGCAUAUGAUAUGCAUCUACCUCACAACCCUAAUCCUACCCAUCGCGUAGCACAUACACGCCAAAGUCUAUUUUUGCGUAUCAAUACCACGAGUUUUUGUUUUUAUUUGGCGUACUAUUUAUAUGCACUUUCAUGAGAUCGGGUUGGAAAAACAGAUUAUUAGUCCUAAUGUUAUAGCAGAAUUCCAUCAGUUCUACAUGAUUUACAAUAGAAAUGUCCCUUUGCUGCUUGUUAUCAGUCAGAUUUUAGUAAUAAUAUAUCAGCUUUCCACCUUGAGAAUAGGCACUAUCUGUUUUUUUAGUAUCCAGGUUGGCGCUGUCGUUUCACUUACAGUAAGGACUGCAGCAUGAUCCUUACCUGUUUCUUCUUGAGGUUAUAGUUUAACCUCAGAUUAUAAUGACUUGAAUGAGUGGAGUAAUCUCUUUCUGUAUAUGGUUUCUUCUGUGCUCUUUUAUGCACACGUGUGUGUUUGUUUGUGUGGAGUGUGUAUUGCAAUAUAAGAGCUGCUUUUGAAUGACUGGGCUGAACUGACUAAUCUUCUAAAUAAAUAUUGGAGAAUAAUACUCACUUCUGUUUCACCUUCAGAUUUAAGAAAGACUUUUUUUUAAUCUUUUAUAAAUGCAAGUUAAGAAAAUAGCUUAAGUCAUUUCUGCAUCCUGUCUUCUUUUUAUCUGCACAAGCAGCAUCUGUCAUUUCCACAAACAGUAGUGACAUAUCCAAAUAUAAAAGUGCCAAUUGUUCGUAGAACCUUAAAUAUGAUUAUUCUCGAAGGACAUUUAAUUCCCAUAUGCUAUACUGGAGAAAUAUAAGCUCCCAGUAUAAGCUGAUAUAAGCAGCUUGAGUAUAAAUGAAAUAAAUAAAAUGCAUUUUCUUACAGUUUUUCUUAGUUACUUUGGUACAUUUCUCCAAUCGUCCUUAACAU